This is a messenger RNA of Paramormyrops kingsleyae, 3484 nucleotides long. RefSeq names its product transmembrane protease serine 2. The record is from RefSeq and is a predicted model, not a curated record. Gene Ontology annotation, molecular function: protein binding; serine-type endopeptidase activity. Gene Ontology annotation, cellular component: membrane. Gene Ontology annotation, biological process: proteolysis. Lineage: Eukaryota; Metazoa; Chordata; Actinopteri; Osteoglossiformes; Mormyridae.
AAUAGGCACUACUAUACAUAAAGACACCGUAUAGCAAAGAGGAGUGAAAUGGAUAGUUAACGUGCCUUUGCCUGUCACAGCGAAGGAGUGGCGUGACACGCCGACUUACCUGCUCCCGAAUCCGCCUUAAACUGUGGCUAACGGGGGAGAAUGAAUGUUGUGACUGGAGAGCAGAAACUAGAGGUGAAGCCCGCUUGAGAGUUUUAGUUAAAGCAGAUCUCUGCUUUAACCCAGGACACAAAAGAUACAAUGGCAACCCAAGAGAAGCAUGGGUACCAGCCUGCUGCUGGUUUGCCACCCCCAUACUUCCCACCCGAGUCAGGAGGGUAUCCUUCAUUUCCCCCGCAACCCACCAAUUUCUUUCCCGUUAACACACCCCAAACCAUGCCUGCUCCCAUCCCUGUAGCUCAGUCAUCAAGAACUGCCCGCCGGCGCAAAGUGACACGGAAAAGAUGCUGCUUGUGUAUUCUGGCCGUCAUCGUCAUCUUCUUGGCUGCCACGGCAAUCCUGCUGUGGUACUUCCUGUCCAAAACAUGUGUCUUCCGUGUGGCCUGUGGUGACGGUUCCUGUAUAAGCACCUCCCAGUGGUGUGAUGGAGUGGAGGACUGCUCGUCCGGGCAGGAUGAAGGCCAAUGUGCUCGUCUCUAUGGUCCUGACUCUGUCCUGCAAGUCUACUCAAGCAGAAGUCAUUCAUGGGAUAUGGUCUGUGCAGAGGGAUGGGACGAUAGCUUUGGGAGAGAUGCGUGUCAACAGAUUGGAUACGAUAGUGGUUUGUAUGUCAGCUCUGGGAACACCAGUCUGAGUGGCAGUCCCAGUAAAGCCUUCUUCAGGUUGCCAGUAUCAGGUUUUGCUUCUGUGAAGAACCCUCUACACAAGCUUCUUGUCAGCAACAUAUCCUGCUCGAACAGCCUUGUGGUUACACUGCAGUGCAUUAAAUGCGGAACGCUAGUGGAUCAUCCGGGGAACCGCAUUGUUGGCGGAACUGUAGCCAGAAAGGGUUCAUGGCCCUGGCAGGUCAGCCUCCAGAUCAAUGGACACCAUGUGUGUGGCGGUUCCAUCAUCACCCCCUACUGGAUUGUGACGGCAGCGCACUGCGUUGAAAAGUAUUCAGAGCCAAGUUACUGGACUGUAUACGCUGGCUAUCUCACCCAGGAUGAAAUGGCCCUUGCUGAUGGGAAGGCGGUAUCUGUUGUCGUAUCCAAUAACUACGACAGUACAACUAAAAAUAACGAUAUCGCUAUGAUGAAGCUAAUGAGUCCUGUGACUUUGUCAGAUGUGGUCAGGCCUGUGUGCUUGCCUAGUCCUGGUCUUAGCUUCAGUGCCCCCCAGGCGUGCUGGAUUACUGGGUGGGGGUCUCUCUAUGAGGGCGGGGAAGUCUCACAGAAUCUAAUGGAGGCUGAGAUCUCGCUAAUAGACAGGACAACCUGCAACCAACCAAGUAUAUACGGCGGAGUGAUCACAGAUACUAUGAUCUGUGCUGGUUAUCUGGAUGGUGGAGUGGAUAGCUGUCAGGGGGACAGCGGGGGUCCUCUGGUAGCGCAGGAAAACUCUCGGUGGUGGCUGGUGGGGGACACCAGCUGGGGCGCUGGGUGUGCCAUGGCGGAAAAGCCCGGAGUGUACGGAAAUGUCACCUCCUUCCUCGGCUGGAUAUAUGAGCAAAUGAAGAAAUAUAAAUGAAGAAUCUGUUGCUUGCACUUUAUAGCAUUAUACUGUACACAGGAAAAAUUAUCUCAGUUAUAUAGUCUUUCAGAUAUUUGGCAGUGUCAUUGAAUUCAUAUGUACAAUCGUCCUUUGGUACUAGAUUGGUUCUAGGACUCCCCAGAACCCAGAAUCUGUGGAUGCUGAAGUGCCUUAUAUGAAAUGGCAUAGUAUUUGCAUAUAACCUACGCACAUCCUCCUUUAUAUUUUAAGUUUAAAUCAUCUCUAGAUUACUUAUAGUACCUAAAAUAAGAUAAUUUUAAAUGAUCCCUUCAGGGGCUCCGUAGAAUAUACAUUUGUGUAAUGCAAAAUUUACAGUCUGAUCUCAUGUUAUUAACACAAAUGAGUUUUCCUACCAAAGUUGGAAAAAUUAGUACAAUGAGUACAAGUUUACAGUUUCAUAACUACAUAGUUCUGUGACCCUGGACUGGAUAAGUGGCUGGAUGAAUAAUUUUGUAACAAAAGGGCAGAAAUGUGUGAUAUUAUGAGAGGGACUUUAUUGACUCCAGGGGGGGAAAUCUUAUGCAUACAGCAGCAAGGGACAAUCAAGCAAGUGCUGACAAACAAAACAAGACUGGUUUUGCUAACUUGACCCUCAAGAACAAUCUUGAGGCGCAAUGAAUCAUGGGAUUGGUAUCAUUCGUCGAGGAUGCGACCCACGUAUCCUUGAUAUUUGGAGAGGGGCAAGAACAACAUCUGGGAUUUUCUUUCCUCUGUGCUUCUGUUCUUGGGUAUUGGAACUGGUCUUCAGCAAUGGCGGAUGACGUAAAACGGGUCAGCGAGAACGCGAGUACGGUCGAGUACACAUACUGAGAAACACCCUUGGUUUUGGAGGAAUUACUGGUUACUGAGAAACCCUCCCAGGCUUCCAAAGGCUUGCAGUACUUUAAUUUCCCACAAAUAUCGAUGAACAGAAAUGUCUGCACUCUUCAGUACAUGGAGAAUUGUGGUUAGGUCACGUCAAAUUUGUGUCCUGUCGCCUUCGACUUAAACGCUUUCAGCGCAAGAGUAGGUGUUCCUCUUUCUAAUAUUCAACUAUUACCCAAAAAAAAAUAAUUCACAAUUUUCAACCAAUGUAAUGCCAGAAAAUAUUUGUCAGUGGGAAAAAAAGAAAUGUAAGAUUUUGGAUCGGGCCUCACAGAAGUAUCCUUAGCAAACACUAAACAAAGACUACUGCAGAGUUUUGAACAGGCAUGGAAACCAGCAAUGAAAAAUCUGUCAGCUUGGGAGUUGCUUCUGUCUUGAGUGACGUUACGUGUACAGAUUUAUGUAAUAUAUUUAAAUAUUAAAAAUAUGUGUAAUUAAAAGCAAUGUGUUUUCCCCCAGGUAGAUUAUUGUUGUGAACUACUUACCAUUAAUAUCCAAACAAUGAAUUGUGCCCACAUUUUGAUAUUUGAGGAUCAUGCAGUACAGUAAGUUAAUUGUUUUGAAGCUUUCAGGAAGAAGUGGUGCCUGUGAGUUAUUCUUAAUGGUCAGGUGUCAUAGAAGCUGAAUCUGGUUUUUCUUGUGGAGAUUUCAAGAGACUCAUUGAGCAGGUGAUUAGUUCAGCAUAAAAUCACUAUACAAUUAUAGCUGUAACCCAGAUGAACGGUAUACCUCAUCAUAUAACAAUUUAUAUAUUUAUUUAUAUAUAAAUGAAUAUUAAGCCCAAUAUAAAAUGUACAGUUCGCUGUGGGUCUAGGAUGUUGCUUUCUGAUAAGUUGUCAGGAGUGUCUCAAGCUUGUGGAUGUUUCUGUACAAAUGCAAAAUGUGAAAAUUUGGAAUAAACAUUUUUGUUUUCAGCAAA